AUGGCUCCCUCUGCUACCUCCCCGGUACCGGCCCUCGAGAAAGAAGACCACGACCGCGAUGCUGCCUUCAACAAGGCGCUCCAUGGUAAAUCAGCCGAUGCUGCUGGUGGCUUAAUGGCAAUGCGCUCCAAAGAUAAAGCGGCCCAAAAAGCUGCCGUCGACGAGUACUUUAAACACUGGGACAACAAAUCCGCAGCCACGGAGACUGAAGAAACUCGCAAGGCACGAAGAGAUGAAUAUGCUACCUUGACAAGACAGUGGGUGUUGGCCCUUCUAACGCUAACAACGUGUCCAACUAACCGUGUGGACAGCUACUACAACCUUGCCACUGAUCUGUACGAAUACGGUUGGGGCACUUCGUUCCAUUUCUGUCGCUUUGCCGCGGGAGAGUCCUUCUACAAGGCCAUCGCCCGGCAUGAACAUUAUCUCGCCCUCAAAAUGGGCAUGCAAGAGAACUGGCGGGUCCUGGAUGUGGGCUGCGGUGUGGGCGGACCUGCUCGUGAAAUGAUCAAGUUCACUGGAGCCAACGUCGUGGGACUGAACAAUAACGACUAUCAAAUUGAACGGUCGCUACGAUAUGCAAAGAAGGAGGGCCUCGGCGAUAAGUUCUCUGCGGUCAAAGGUGAUUUCAUGCAAAUGUCCUUUCCCGAGAACAGCUUUGAUGCUGUGUACGCCAUCGAAGCCACGGUCCACGCCCCGAGCUUGCAGGGAGUCUAUGAGCAGAUUUUCCGGGUGCUGAAGCCUGGUGGUGUCUUUGGAGUGUAUGAGUGGCUCAUGACAGACAACUACGAUAACGACAAUCCCGAGCACCGCGAGAUCCGACUGGGUAUCGAACAGGGCGACGGGAUUUCCAAUAUGGUCAAAGUCUCAGAAGGGUUGGCCGCUAUUAAGGCCGCCGGUUUCGAGCUGGAGCAUCACGAGGAUCUCGCCGAGAGACCGGACGCAAUCCCUUGGUACUAUCCGCUCGCCGGCGAGUUCAAAUACAUGGGCAGCAUUGGGGACAUCUUCACCAUCGGGCGCAUGACGUGGUGGGGACGAGGCCUGAUCCAUAAGUUCAUUGGGGUUGGCGAGACCUUGAGAGUGAUGCCUCCUGGCACGCAAAAGACGGCCGACAGCCUGGCAGUAGCGGCUGACUGUCUGGUUGCCGGUGGGAGGCAGAAGCUGUUUACCCCAAUGUACUUGAUGAUUGCGCGAAAACCCAAAGCUUGA
Molecule: messenger RNA, 1209 nt
Organism: Fonsecaea nubica
Lineage: Eukaryota; Fungi; Ascomycota; Eurotiomycetes; Chaetothyriales; Herpotrichiellaceae
Exons: 1
Coding region: 1-1209 (402 amino acids)
Biological process (GO): ergosterol biosynthetic process
Cellular component (GO): endoplasmic reticulum
Molecular function (GO): sterol 24-C-methyltransferase activity
Source: RefSeq, a predicted model, not a curated record